AUGAUUCAUGGAGUUGUUAAGGCUGAUAACGGUGAAGCAAAACGCUGGGAGUUUGUCGUCAUGAUGAUACAUCUUCCUCCUUGCAAUUUGGAAUAUUUGGCCUUGAAUCCGAAUUUUCUCCUUCUACUACGUCCAUGCUGUUUCCUCGGGUAUCUGGAAGAUCUGUACAAACCUCCAGGCCCCGUCCAACAUAUUAAAACGGAAAUCCUUUCGAACGCCGCGCCUUAUUUAACAGUUGCUCGGAGUCCGUUCGUCAAGGAUUUGUUACUCUACGCCCAUCGGAGACUAUGCCAACGACUAUUACAGUUGCACGGCGAUCUGGAACAGCGAUUAGGUCAGGUUUGA
This is a messenger RNA of Opisthorchis viverrini, 345 nucleotides long. RefSeq lists its product as hypothetical. The coding region runs from base 1 to 345 and encodes 114 amino acids. NCBI's taxonomy places the organism in Eukaryota, Metazoa, Platyhelminthes, Trematoda, Opisthorchiida, Opisthorchiidae. The record is from RefSeq and is a predicted model, not a curated record. The transcript is spliced from 4 exons.